Molecule: messenger RNA, 747 nt
Organism: Mesorhabditis spiculigera
Lineage: Eukaryota; Metazoa; Nematoda; Chromadorea; Rhabditida; Rhabditidae
Source: the annotation of a GenBank genome assembly
AUGACGACGACACGAAGCCAUUCACUGUCUCUUCCACGAAUUGAUGACAUCACGAAGAAGAAACCAAAAAGAAUGGAACGGAAAAAGCGGCGGUCAGAUUCUGUUGGACCCCGACGAUUGAUGCAAUCGAUUGAUAUAGAGUGGAUACCGAAAAGAUGGUGGUCACUUUGCCACGGCCCUCUGAGACGUUUCUUAUAUCGUGAGCAACUGAUGCAAAACACCUACAUCUGCAGACAUCAGGCGAUUUGUUACGGCAUCCGUCAAGAGGCUGUGAGAGCCGUCUAUCACCUAAGCCAUUUGGCGAUCCCUCUCAUUCUCCAUCCCCUCAUCCUUCUCCUUCUCAAAACGACUGGAUCCAUCUCUGAGUUUUGCCCUCCAAAAGGGGCGUCGCGGUGGAAGCUGAAAAAAUUCUACCGUCAACAACCCUUUCCGCUACACAUUCCCACAUGGGAAAUCGUGAUGUUUGUUGCCUGCGGCUUUGUACUGCUCUGUAUCUCCAUGCUGAUCGCCGCCCCGAUACCACCGAAUAAACAUCAGGGGGGCAAGGAUUGUCACUGCCUUCGCCAUCCCACCCCAUCAACCGCCAGCCUUCGCGCCCACUUGGCCGAUCAUCACGCCGGAUACCUCGACAGCAUCUCUCGUGAUUUGCAAUGGCUGUGCAGACGGAUGGUCACCGCUGAUCCGCAAGGGCUCCUCUUCGGCUGCUCGAUUUUUGGCGCCGUUUGCGUGUAUCUGAAAUGCUUGUCU